GAUAUUAUUUUUUUCCUCUUUUCAGUUCACCAACAAACGCACCGACCUUUGUGAAAAACCCCCAUGGAAGAAACAAAAGGGAAGUUUUCUUUCGAAUCGGCAUAGCUUGAUCGUCAACUCCAUAAAAAAAAAGGUUCGAUUUACUAUUUCAAAAUCUGGGUCUGUUUCAUUUUACUGGGUUUUUCCUGGUGAAGAUUUUUAAAUUGGGUUUAAUUGAAUUAUACCCAAAAAAGUUCAGAUUAUUUUUCUUUUUUGAUCUAUGAGCUCGUUUUCGAGUCCCAAUUAAUCGGCGAGGAAAAGGGUUUCGCUUUAUCGGAAUUGAUCAUCUGGUCAAGCUUUUGGAUAAAAAAAGUCAACGUUUCAGAUGCCUGAAGAGGAUUUGGUAGACAUUAAAUUCCGUUUGUACGAUGGUUCGGAUAUCGGACCUUUCCGGUACUCAUCGGCGUCGACGGUUGAUAUGCUCAAGCAGAGGAUUGUGGCUGAUUGGCCCAAAGGUAAAACAAUCACACCGAAGACUGCAAAUGAAGUGAAACUGAUCAGUUCUGGUAAAAUUUUGGAAAACAACAAGACUGUCGGUCAGUGUAAAUUACCCUUUGGUGAUACAGCUGCUGGGGGAGUAAUCAUAAUGCAUGUUGUUGUACAGCCAUCUCCAGCAAAAACUAAAUCAGAAAAGAAGAUUGAUGAUUCUCCCAGGAAAGUUGUUUGCUCAUGUUCUAUACUGUGAAAUAAAUUGUGAUAGAGUCAAGUCAGUAUGUAAGCUUUGUGCAACAGAAUAAGUCUUGGAGACCAUGUUUUGUGGCAACAUCCAUGUGUACAAGUGCAAGCUGGUGAUAAUUUGUCUUAAUUGAAAGAAAGUCAGUGUUCUUCGUGACUCUUACAGAUUAUAUUGUCUAUCAGUGCCAUAUUAGUUUUCACUUUCAGCAUAUUGUUUGCUUUAUUUCCUUUUCUCUUUGUUUCUUUCUUCUUGUUUGGUCUCUUCUACUUUCUAGUCUUAUAGAUAUCACUCGAGUGAUGUUAUGUCAAGCAAGCUGUAUAGACCUCAUUAUUGUAAAGAUCAACAUUCAAAUUUAAGGAGAAAUGCUAUGUUUAUGAUGAAA
Molecule: messenger RNA, 1097 nt
Organism: Humulus lupulus (European hop)
Lineage: Eukaryota; Viridiplantae; Streptophyta; Magnoliopsida; Rosales; Cannabaceae
Product: membrane-anchored ubiquitin-fold protein 3-like
Exons: 3
Coding region: 365-724 (119 amino acids)
Molecular function (GO): protein binding
Source: RefSeq, a predicted model, not a curated record